Molecule: messenger RNA, 1708 nt
Organism: Ziziphus jujuba (common jujube)
Lineage: Eukaryota; Viridiplantae; Streptophyta; Magnoliopsida; Rosales; Rhamnaceae
Exons: 6
Coding region: 193-1611 (472 amino acids)
Source: RefSeq, a predicted model, not a curated record
GUGUAUAGCAGCACACGUGCUUUCUUUCAUAAGCUUUCAAGUCUGCCACGUGGAACUAUCUGACGUCAUGUUAUCAACACCACGAUGAAAAGGCAUACAAAAGUAAAAAACUUUUAAAAAAAAAAAAAUACAAAAAAAAGGGAAAGGAAAGCACGUUUCUUCUCCUCCGGUUGAGAGAGUGGAGGAGAGUCAAUGGCUUCCUUCAUCCUCAAGUUACCGUUUCUCAUCCCCACAAACGUUUCCAAACCCUCACUUCCUAUAAAAUCACUCCACGUGUCACACCUUCCUUCCCACCAUAGCCAUACUCAUACUCACCUCGCCAUCUCAAACUCAAGCCCAGUUCAUCAUGGUCCGUUGUCUUCUUCUUCUACAGCCUUCUUGGCAUAUCCAUAUUCAUAUCCAUAUUACGGGUCUGACUCUGAGAAGCGCAAAAAUUUGUGUCGCCCAGUGAAUGUGAAAGUCAACUCCCACCUCACAUAUCCUCUCAUUGCUCCGGACGACCACUGGGGCAUAUGGACUGCUCUCUACGCCGCUGGUGCUUUUGGCCUCUGGUCUGAGAAGACCAAGAUUGGUAGCAUGGUGAGUGCUGCUCUGGUAAGCACUUUGGUUGGACUUGCAGCAAGUAACGUUGGCAUCAUUCCAUAUGAAGCACCGGCUUAUUCAGUUAUCUUGGACUUCCUCCUACCAUUGACUCUUCCUUUGCUAUUAUUUAGAGCAGACUUGCGCAAUGUCAUUCGCUCAGCUGGGAAACUCCUUUUAGCUUUUUUGCUUGCUUUUGCUGCAACUAUGAUUGGGACAUUAGUGGCAUUUCUACUGGUGCCUAUGCGAUCGCUUGGUCAAGAUAAUUGGAAAAUAGCUGCUGCCCUCAUGGGCAGCUAUAUUGGUGGAUCGGUUAAUUAUGUUGCAAUUUCAGAGGCUCUUGGUGUAUCCCCAAGAGUUAUGGCCGCUGGAGUAGCAGCAGAUAAUGUCAUCUGUGUGGUAUAUUUUAUGGUAUUGUUUGCUAUUGCCUCGAAAAUACCUCCCGAGUCUUCAUCAUCAAGUAAAGGUGUUGGGAUGGAAAUCAAAUCUAAUCAAAGUCAAAAGCUUCCCGUGUUACAGAGUGCUGCAGCUCUUACUGCAUCUUUUAUGAUAUGUAAAGCUGCUAUAUACCUCACAAACUCAUGUGGAAUUCCAGGUGGUAGCCUUCCGGUAAUAACUGCUCUUGUUGUCAUUUUGGCCACUAUUUUCCCAAGGCAUUUUGGUUACCUUGCACCAGCCGGUGAUGCUAUUGCUCUGGUUUUGCUACAGGUAUUUUUUGCGGCAGUGGGUGCAGGUGGGAGCAUAUGGAAUAUCAUCAAAACUGCACCCAGUAUUUUCAUAUUUGCUCUCGUUCAAGUCACAGUUCAUCUUGUCCUAGUCCUUGUAUUAGGGAAGCUCUUACGUUUUGAUUUGAAAUUGUUACUUUUGGCAUCAAAUGCUAGUGUCGGAGGCCCUACAACCGCAUGUAGUAUGGCCAGGGCGAAAGGAUGGGUGUCUUUGGUUGUUCCUGCAUUACUUGCAGGUAUUUUUGGAGUUUCCAUUGCAACUUUCCUUGGCAUUGGAUUUGGAGUGAUGAUUCUCAAACACAUGUAGAUAUUGCAAUUCCCAUGGCUUGGAAUUUUCACUGUACAUGUUAUAUUUUUUAAGCCGUACUUGUUCUACUAUAUGCAGUAAAAGAUUUGAAGCUGUA